Messenger RNA from Chroicocephalus ridibundus (black-headed gull), 5632 nucleotides. It is a transcript of the gene HTR5A, whose product is annotated as 5-hydroxytryptamine receptor 5A. The coding region runs from base 206 to 1276 and encodes 356 amino acids. Gene Ontology annotation, molecular function: neurotransmitter receptor activity; serotonin binding; G protein-coupled serotonin receptor activity. Gene Ontology annotation, cellular component: plasma membrane; dendrite. Lineage: Eukaryota; Metazoa; Chordata; Aves; Charadriiformes; Laridae. Gene Ontology annotation, biological process: chemical synaptic transmission; G protein-coupled receptor signaling pathway, coupled to cyclic nucleotide second messenger; adenylate cyclase-inhibiting serotonin receptor signaling pathway. The transcript has 2 exons. The record is from RefSeq and is a predicted model, not a curated record.
GGGGGCUGCCGUCAGGCGGCGGCUGACGCAGGGCUCCUCUUCCUCCCGGGGAUGAAGACCCCGGCGGCGGGCAGCGAGGAGCCGCCGCGCCCGGCGCCGCUCGGGGCGGCCGCGGACCCUCCGCGCCCGCGGUAGGGCGGUGCUCCCCCCCGCUCCGCACCCCGAGCGCUGCCGCCUCCCCCGGAGGAGCCCCGGAGCCCCCGGCAUGGAGCGCCCGCUCAACCUCAGCUGCUUCGCCGAUACGACACUGGACACCGGCAACCGGAGCGGGUCCUCCGCCGGCCCGGACGGUGGACGGGCACACCUCUCUGUCUUCAGCGUGCUGGUCCUCACCCUCUUGGCCAUGCUGGUGGUCGCCACGUUCCUCUGGAACGGGCUGGUCCUGGCCACCAUCUUCCGGGUGCGCACUUUCCACCGGGUGCCCCACAACCUCGUGGCCUCCAUGGCCAUCUCUGAUGUGAUGGUGGCGGCCCUCGUCAUGCCCCUCAGCUUGGUGCACGAGUUGUCCGGGCGGCGGUGGCGGCUGGGCCGGUCACUCUGCCAGGUGUGGAUCUCCUUUGACGUGCUGUGCUGCACCGCCAGCAUCUGGAACGUCACGGCCAUUGCCCUCGACCGCUACUGGUCCAUCACCCGCCACCUGGAGUACACGCUCCGCAUCCGGCGCCGCAUCUCCAACAUCAUGAUUGCCCUCACCUGGGCACUGUCUGCCUUCAUCUCCUUGGCCCCGCUGCUCUUUGGCUGGGGAGAGACUUACUCAGAGGACAGUGAGGAGUGCCAAGUCAGCCAGGAACCUUCCUACACCAUCUUCUCCACCUUUGGCGCCUUCUACCUGCCCCUCUGCGUGGUGCUCUUUGUGUACUGGAAGAUCUACAAAGCCGCCAAGUUUCGAAUUGGAUCUCGGAAGAGCAACUCCAUCACCCCCAUUACGCCAGAAGCCCUGGAGGUAAAAGAAGCUGCCCAGCAGCCACAGAUGGUCUUCACUGUCCGUCACGCCACUGUUACGUUCCAGACGGAUGGAGACACGUGGAGAGAGCAGAAGGAAAAGAAAGCUGCCCUCAUGGUGGGCAUCCUUAUCGGGGUCUUCGUGCUCUGCUGGAUCCCCUUCUUUAUCACGGAGCUCAUCAACCCCCUCUGCUCGUGUGACAUCCCACCCAUUUGGAAGAGUAUUUUUCUAUGGCUAGGCUAUUCAAAUUCCUUUUUUAAUCCACUCAUCUACACUGCUUUCAACAAAAACUACAACAAUGCCUUCAGGAACCUAUUCUUUAGACAGCACUGAGCAGAAAAAGCUUUUCCCCUGACCCAGGAAGCUGAGUUCAACUCUCAAUGAAUCCUACCAAACUCUCGAGGAAGUUCAAAGCCACUGAUACUGAGGUGAUGCUAAAUGUGCAUCCCCAUGGGCCGUAUGUCCCAGCGACGGUCCCGGUUCCUACGCAGGCUCUCCAUCCCAGCCUCUAAGGCAGUUGUUAUUUUCCCUGCAAGCAGCACGUAAGGGUUUCUCUGGCCAGCAGCACAGCAUUCUUCUUCCAGUGCCCCCCCGCUUUCCUCCCGCCUUCCUGGUGACGUUCUGUUUGGUGGCAGUCGCGGUGCAGAGGAGUCUCCUGGCAAAGAGUCAUAUUUGAAACUCGGGUUUGGCCCCUGCUCGUCCCUCACUGCAUUAAUCAACUUUGUCCCCCGUGCAAAGCUGGGACCCUUUAAUAUCAGGAGGUUUUGUGAUUAUGUAUGAAUCUAGAUAUUUUAUGGCUUGGUUGAAAAGGCCGUUUGUCUUGUCUUUUGAUGAUAGAGAUUAAGUGUUUGUAUCUGGGGAAUAAAACCCUCAGUAGGGGUUAAGAGACUCCACAUACAAAACCUUUUCUCACAUGUUUUAUCAACAGCGAAUUGUGCUAUUUGCUAUGGGGUUCCGUGUGGCAAGUUUUUUAAAAAUUUAUUUAUUGUGAAAGCUUAAUGCAUGGUGUACCCUGGAAUGAGAGAGAAUGCGUGGGAACUCCACCUCUCGUUCUCUGACUGCUACGUGUGAGCAUCUGCCUCAAGACCUUUACUUUCAGAAACACCAGCUGUAAAUGUUAAUCUCUGUGUCUGUGUUUCCCAUUCCAAACCACCGAUGUAUUUUGAGCGGCUGUGGGGCAGGUUUCCUGUAGUUGCAGGGGAUGCAAAGAGUGUAUUUCAAAUUGCCUGUCAAUGAGGAGCUGCGUUUUACUAUUUUCUGAGUGCGAUGCAGGUCUUCUUGAAACCAAAGCAAAGACCUCACUUUGUUUCUGCGGGCACUGGAUUGCAGGCAAAUGGCAGUUAAUGACCAGUUGUGCUUCAUUCUGGAAGCAUACGCAAACCAUAGAGGUGCUCUGCUGCAAGGACCAGACUUAAAUAUUUAUUCUUUUGCCCACCCCUCCUUCUCUUCCUCCCCACUAAGGCUCCAGUCCUGCCUGGUCGUUAUUCCUCUGCUGCCUCCCUGCCUUUCCAUGUUGCCAAUGUAAUUACAGUGGUUGGCAUUUCACUCCCGGAAUUAAAAUUACGCACUUGAUGCUGCACCGCUGGAAGACUGACAGGCCUUCAGAUAAAGGAAAGCGCUAGUUUUAACUAUCGGUUCUUAUGGGGCAGCCACUGAAAUCAGCCCAGAACUGAAAUGGUGGAGGAAAAGACAAGGUGGGAAUCGGAAUGACAUGAUUUCGUGUCAGAUAUCUCAAGAAGAAGAGAUAAAAGAGGAAAAUGUCAAUAAAUCAUGGGAAAGCUCCCUCAGGGUGGAUAGGAUUAGUUCUUAUCCUUAACAGAUCGUGAGACAUCAGAUGUUAAAAUUGUCACUGGUCCUUUAAACCAGUCAAAAAUCCCAGUAGAGCUGGUUAAAAAGUGCUUUUUCUUUUCCCAUCUCGGGACAGGUGAAAAUAGAAGCAGAGCUCAAGGUGCUAUCAAGUGUGGCAGCUCUUUCAGGAGCAGUUAGACAAACGUCCAUGAGGACUGACACAGAUGUAGCUGGUCCUGCCUUGCGGCAACAGGAGAGAAAGGUUGGCCCUUGAGAUCUAUUUCAACACUAUUUUAUAAAAGUCUCUUAGAAAUAUUAGGUAAAAUCCUGCCCUCAUUGAAAGCAACGGACAAGUUCUCAGUGACUUCAAGCAAAUCGCAAUUUUAUCCAGCAUGUCUUGUCUUGUAAAAGCAUAGUAUUGAUGUUAAUUAAUUCAAGGAGAAGAUGGGUGGGAUGGGAGCAAUCUUCUAACUCCCAUGAAUGAGUCUCUGAUCUGUGCUAACCAUGGACCAAUCUCUCUACAGCUAGUAAAGAGCAUUUUCUUUCUUUGUUACAUAUUUUAUAAGUAUUACUAGUGACAUCUCUGACGUAUCAAAAAUUGUAAUAAACUCUCGAGCUGCUUUUUUUACGGAGGAUAUAAAGCUUGCACUGCUUUCUCUGGACAGUCCAUCACCAAUGCAGACUUGUUCUUUUGGGAAUUUACCACUUUUGGUGUGUCAAAUGUUGUCUAGGCAAAAAUGAGUUGGAAAAAAAGGUUCCUUGCCCAAGCCAGGCCUUCAGCUAAGCUCAGCAGGAAACUACUUGUUAGGCCACCACGGAGACACUGUAAACACUAAAGCAUGGGUUAACCGGGAAGCUGGACUUUAGUCCACCGUUUUAACACAUAACACCAUGCCUACACAACUCUGCUUCAAUCCAGGCUGUGCUCACCCCCAUUUUUAUUUGCUCUUUAAUGAGUACUGCAGAUUCUCCGCCUGUGUGGUGUGGGAUCCUUCCACAGGUUGUGGAAUCACCUGCAAACUCAAAUUAGUAUCCGGUGUAAGCAGACAAUAAUGAAACUGAAAUCAAAGGGAAAGAUCCCUACUUUUGCUGCAGCCCAGUGCUGGGAUGGAGGUCCCUUUCCUUAUAUCCUGUGUUUAUUCAUGCUAUGGCUUAAGCGGUGACAAGGAGAUGGGGGAGAAUCUUAAAAUGACACUAAAAUCUAAUUCGUAUAUGGUCACGGAGAGCCCACCAUCCUGGUGUAAAUUACAUCCACAUUUAUUUGACAGCCCACAUCCCAUACAAUCUGUAUUGAUCUUCUGCAAAUAACAGCUGCCACUUGGUCAUAAGUUUUAUUCCUUUGAAUCUUGACAUAAUUAGCAGUUACAUUAUGGACCAAUUCCUACCGCUCUUACUUGAGGCUUGAGACCAUCGCCUUUUUGUCUGAGUGCCAUUCCUGCAAUGCAAUCCGAUCAUGCAGGAAAAAUACCAGUACUCUGGAGACAGUGCUGAGGAAUCAUCCUGAAACCUGUUGCGAUGGUCCGAGCACAGUGAAGGGGCACAAAGAAGCCUUGACUUCAGAUCCUGGCUCCGAGGCUUUUUCCAAACCUCUCAGUAUUCAAACACAGAGGCCGAGUGGGGUCCCAGAGACACAAAUCAUGUUUGAAGACAUAGACAACCCCAGCUUCAAAGGGUGUAUCUUGUACCUUCUUGUUCCCAUUUAUAAAACAGAAUCAGUGGCGUGAAGAGAUCUGCCUCAGCGAGGCUUUGUGAGGAUUAAUUAGUAAAUGUUUAUCAUGUACCAGGAAGGUGGAACGCUCUGGCUUGAAUGCCGAGCUGCAUUAUAAAUUGGGCUUCUAUUUAAUUCCUCAGAAGAACAUUAUUACCCAUUAUUAUUGAGUUUCCUGUGCAGUUUAAUGGCUAUAUAAUACUUCCAGAAUGGAUUUAACUAACCUUCUUCCACUUACGAUUAAUUUAUUUUCCUCCCAAUGCUCUGACUGUUCAAUGAACAUCUGUAUGGGAGCUCGAUCGCCGGGGCAGCGCUGAAUGCUGUCUGCGGAACCGCUCCGCGCAACGCUGAAGGCAUGUUGUCAAGGUUCAGGGAGCAGCAGCUCUCCAGGCAGUCUGCUACCCUGUUUCCUUUAUUUUUUUUAGGGAGAAGAAAAGGUCACAGAAGAACGCCCUUGGAUUACAUGACGGGUUGGCUGACCACCUUCCUCCUCCACCCCCAUCCCGAUGACCUUUCUUCUCCAUGCAGGCAGGUCAGACAGGUGACUCCGGGACAUGUAUGGAGCCCGUACAGCCAGAGGUGGGACACGCAUGACUUCACCCUCCCAUUAAUUUGCCUGGACUUUUCCUAAGGAUCACCGCUGGGAGACGUGGCCUUUAAAGCGUCAGCGGCAGCUGGAAGUGGGAGUUUCCUGGAUGUGAAGUUGCAGGCAAUUAAGGAAAUUUCACCUGACAAAGGUAAUUAAUGACUAUUAGUUCCAGCGAUUGCUGCGGUGAGGUACGACUGACAGAGUGUCAAAGUGAUUUUUGCAAUGUAGUGAUUUGAGCUGCUUUGGCUCACGAGGGGCUCGUAACCGUUUUGCUCUCGGAUCCCUUAUUUUACCUGCACUGGUACGGCAGCAAACUGGGACACCAGCAAAGUCAUGGUCAACGUGAUCUGGCCAUCAUUAAUGCUCCAUGUGGGAACAGUGGGGUAAAACAUCCACGGCAAAAUCUGCAUCCCCGCUGCGAUACACCCUGGCUGAACAUCAUGAAACUGCCAGCAUAUUCAUCGCAUUUAAGAGGUGGCCAAAGAGCUCUUUAAAUCACCAUUAUUUUCAGUAACACUGAAGUGCUGAGGAAGUUGCAGAAGACUGGAAGAGAGCUGAAGUUGUGCCAGUAUUUUAAAAGGGCAAAUUGGGAGAGCCAAGUAUU